AUGACGGAAAUAUUCAUCCAGAUGAAAUGGAUAAAUGAUAUUCAAAAAUAUCUUAAACUUAGAUACAUAGCUAAACACGAUGAUGAUUAUUUGAAUAUUGCUAUAUCAUUAUUUGAAGAACUUAGUAACGCACUUAAAGAGGAUAUUUCUUUUACAUUAUUUAAAUGUACAAAUACAAGGUUAUUAGAAUCAUUAAGAUAUAUUACUGAAGUAAAAGAAUUUGCGAAAAUUAUUGCAGAUGAAUCAAAUUUAAUCAGGAAUAAUUCUAUUGUAGCUUUAAAGCAUGAUGUUGCUACAGGAAAAUAUUUAAGUUCAAUUGACAAUUUGUGUUAUAUAACUGGAAGCAAGAAUCAACUGGCUUUUGCAGGCAGCCCAGAGCCUGAUCUAAACGCUUUAUGGAAAAUUAGUACAUUUAAAGAAAAAUUCCCUAUGUAUAAUAAAACUUCUAUAAAAUUACGACAUAUCAAAUCUGGCAAUGUUCUUGGAUUAUUCAUGAUGUUCAAUUUAGAUACUUUUCAAGAAAUUGUUGGUCAUAACGAAAUAAUAGAAGAAUGGUGCAUUGAACUUAUUAAACGAGUUUAA
Messenger RNA from Rhizophagus irregularis DAOM 181602=DAOM 197198, 582 nucleotides. RefSeq lists its product as uncharacterized. Lineage: Eukaryota; Fungi; Glomeromycota; Glomeromycetes; Glomerales; Glomeraceae. The record is from RefSeq and is a predicted model, not a curated record.